AACAACCACCCCCUCAAAGGAAGUUUCCUCCCCUCCCUCUAAAAAUAACCCCCUUUUACUUUGUUUAUCUUUACUGUUGCUUUCUCUUUGUUAGGCUUUGCUUUAGGGCCUGUUUCAACUCUUUAAAACCCACAAAAGUCGCACCAAGUUUCAUUUAAUGCUCUCCUUCCACCCACUUGCAAUCGCUCUUACACUCUCAUCUCAGUUAAUUUUCUGAAAUAAUGGAGAUUGGUAAUGGCUGCAUUUCAAAGAAGAGAAAGUUGGUUGAAGAAGGGUCCUUGGAUGAGCUUAAUGAAGACCUUUUAGAAAGGGUACUUUCAUGGCUGCCAACUUCAACGUUGUUUCGCCUCGGUUCAGUGUGCAAGAGAUGGAAAUCAAUGGCGGAUUCUCAAAGUUUCAAGCUUGCUUGCUCAAGGAUUCCUUCAAGGGAUCCAUGGUUUUACAUGGUGGACGCCGAUCUUAAUCGAUCGAUUGUCUUUGAUUCCGCCAAGAGUAGUUGGAAAAGACUCAACCAUCCGUCUCUACUAUUGCGUGAUCAUAACCGCGACUCCAUCCCGGUUGCAGCGUCCGGUGGCCUCGUUUGUUUUAGAAACAUGUCUGGCGGUUACAUCGUAUGCAAUCCCGUGACUGGAUCUUGUCGCGAACUGCCUCCCGUGGAUCCGGGUCAGUCCCUUCUUGCUAUUGCAAUGAAUGCAUAUUCCAACUACCAUGGUUCAUACAAGCUAGUGUUGGUCUCUGGUGAUCUUCCAAAACUUUCGUUUAAAGUUUAUAACUCGAUUACCGAUUGCUGGGAAGAAGAGAUUAUGUUGAGGAGAAACGCCGAUGAUUGUACCAAAUCCAACGACAACGACGAGGAUGCCGUUUACUUCCUUAGUACAGCCGGAAACGUAGUGGUAACCAACAUGCAAAGAAGCCCUUCCAAGCAAUAUUCAUCAGUGUUUACACUUAAAGAUGGUGAAGAGAUUGUUUAUUUCCUCACCUCCUCAGGCAGAGUAAUCGCUUGCAAUCUUACCCGAAAGUGUUUCUCCGAAUACCCAAGACUGUUGCCGGUCUUCUCCGAGUACUCCAUCGACGUGGUGGAGUGUAAAGGAGAGAUGUUGGUCGUAGUGUUAUCCGAAUUCUUCGAAAGUGCUAGCCUUAGGGUAUGGCGAUAUGAUCCAAAAACGAAGACAUGGAAUCAGAUUGCAGCGAUGCCGCCUGCAAUGUCACACGAGUUUUACGACAAGAAGUUGGACAUAAACUGUGUUGGUGCUGGUGAUCAGGUCUUUAUCUGCUUAAGCUCUGCUGAGCUUUGCAGCUAUGUUCUGUACGAUUUUGUGACGAACCGAUGGGUGGAAUUGCCUGAAUGCUCGGUGAACGGUGAAUCAUUGGAGUUCAUGUCUGCGUUGUCGUUUGAGCCGAGGAUCGAGGCUUUGGUAUGAAAAAAACAAUGGUGUGAAUUGUAAGCAGUGGUUUAAAAGGGAUUUGAGUAUUGACAUUGCUUCAUUUUAUGUUGUUUUUUCUAGUAUUCAUUGAGUAUUUGUUCUGUUAUUUGAAUUGUUUAAGCAGAUUAGCCCACAAAAGUUGGCAUACAAUCAUAUUAUGAUGUAAUUUGUUGAAUGUAUUCAUGAGAUUAUGCUUUGAGACUA
Messenger RNA from Gossypium raimondii (Peruvian cotton), 1628 nucleotides. RefSeq names its product F-box only protein 13. The record is from RefSeq and is a predicted model, not a curated record. Bases 222 to 1421 code for a protein of 399 amino acids. Lineage: Eukaryota; Viridiplantae; Streptophyta; Magnoliopsida; Malvales; Malvaceae. Gene Ontology annotation, molecular function: protein binding. The transcript is spliced from 2 exons.